AUGGAGCAAUCCCAGAACAUUCAGGGAGCAGAAUCCCCAUUUGAAGGCAAAUCCAUAUCCUCUCCCCACAGCCAGCAAUAUGACAUUCUGUGCAUUGGUUUCGGGCCAGCAGCACUGGCAAUUGCUAUUGCUAUUCGGGAGAGGGGACUCGCGGACAAAAACAUUCUCUUUCUCGAACGUCAGGCCGAAUUCGGCUGGCACACAGGCAUGUUGCUGCCGGGAACAAAGAUGCAGAUUUCCUUCAUGAAAGACCUGGCGACAAUGCGCAAUCCGCAGUCAUACUUCACUUUUGCAAACUACUUGCACAAACACGAUCGCCUCGCCCACUUCAUCAACCUUUCAACUCAUACGCCUUUUAGAGAAGAGUUCAAUGACUACAUGAAGUGGUGCGCGUCGCAUUUUGGAGACUGGGUUCAAUUUAACCAAGAGGUGGUAAAAGUGGCCCCGGUGAAAACAAAUGCUCCCAACCAGGCAGUCGAGUCUUUCAAUGUGACCGCACGAGAUGUGAAAUCUGGUAGCACUCGACACCUCUACGCCAAACACGUUAUAGUUGCGAAUGGUGGUGAGAUGUCGGUUCCAGACGGAUUAAGGAGCCCUCGGUUCAAUGGACAGAUAAUCCAUUCGUCUCAGUACUUGCAUACAGUACCUCGACAAUUCAAAGAUGAGAAUGCUAAGUACCGUUUUGCCGUCGUGGGAGGUGGGCAAAGCGCGGUGGAAAUUUCCGAAGAUCUACAAUCGAGAUACCCUAACUCGCGUGUUGCUCUGAUUUUCCGGGACUCUGCUUUGAGGCCAAGCGACGAUAGCCCUUUUGUGAAUGAAAUCUUUGAUCCUGCCAGCGUCGACGAGUUCUACUCCCUCAAUCCCGCGAACCGCAAAGAAAGCUUGGCCAAAAACAAAGCGACGAAUUAUAGUGUCGUUCGAAUGCAUCUGAUCGAAGGAAUAUAUGAAAAACUUUACAGACAAAAACUGUUGUACCCGGAUUCCCGCGAUUGGGCUCUGUCGUUGAUGCACAACACUGAAGUUACCGGAAUACAGGAGUCGGAUCAAAAGGCAAUAAAGCUUCAAUUGAAGAACACUAUUACUGGAACAAAUAGCACAACCAGUGAAGCUUUCGAUAUGGUGGUUGCCGCUACUGGAUAUCGGAGAAAUCCUUUCCUUAGUAUCCUAGAGGAAUUGAAGCCACUUUUGCUGUCGGGUCCAGGGAACAACGGCCAUUUGGUCCAAAGGAACUAUCGCGUACUGUUCCAACCGGGUUCUGUCGUCCGUGAUGCCGGCGUAUGGCUUCAAGGAUCAUGCGAGAAUAGUCAUGGGAUCAGUGAUAGUCUACUUUCCAUUCUUGCUGUACGUGCAGAUGAAAUCCUGGACUCCCUGAUGGCUAGUCGGAAAGCAAUCAACAGAGCUAGACUGUGA
Messenger RNA from Talaromyces rugulosus, 1410 nucleotides. RefSeq lists its product as uncharacterized. NCBI's taxonomy places the organism in Eukaryota, Fungi, Ascomycota, Eurotiomycetes, Eurotiales, Trichocomaceae. The coding region runs from base 1 to 1410 and encodes 469 amino acids. The record is from RefSeq and is a predicted model, not a curated record. The transcript is spliced from 3 exons. Gene Ontology annotation, biological process: intracellular iron ion homeostasis.